UCUGCUGGGAAACCUUGAGUCCUGACGUUAAUGUGGAUGUUUGACAUGUACCACCCACCUAAACAUUGCAGGUCAGCAGCAGUCCUUGAUACCAGUUGUCACCCUCAGCAGGACAAUGCAACCCGACACACAGCAAAAACUGCUCAGGAGUGACCACAGGAACACAACAGAGCUAAGCUGUUCACCUAGGUUCCACACACCCCAGAUCCAGAUCUUAUUGAGCAUCUGUGGGAUGUCCCAGGAUGAGCCUCAUCUACGUAGGUCCCACCCUGCAACCCACAGGACCCACAGAAUUCACUUACCACAGGACACCCCAGAGGUCCUGUGUCCAUGUCCCACUGGGUCAGAGGACUUUUAGCAGCAUAAAGGAGACCAACACAGUAUGGUGGUCAUAAUGUUAUUCCUGAUUGGUGUAUACCUCAUAGCAUUUCUGUGCUAAAUAAGAAAGUAAAGCAGUGGAAGCGGCAUAUGUAGAUGACCGGACAUCUCACACCUGUUAUUGUUUUGAUCAUUGUAUUCUUCUUGAUGUUCUUUUUUUUUUAACAUUGCCUCAGGAAAAUUGGCUCGUCACAUGUGUCUGUCAAAGGAUAGCAAAAAGAAAUGAACACAGAAACAAAUACAUAAUUUUAAAAAACGAACAAUUAUAGCAGGAUUUUCCAUUCACCGCAUUAAGACAGGUCAUGUUGGCAUAGGGUCAGUGUGAGGGUUGAAAACCAGCAACAUUGCAGUUUUUCAAAAUAAAUGUUUCGGCUCCAUGUGAUGAAUACAAAAACAAAAGCUGUUUCAAGUUGUGCUGUGUGAGGGAAUUCACAGGACUCGCUGUUUCUCAGACCAUGAUAAACAACAAAAUUGCAGCUGUCGCAAAAAAUAUUUGUAAACAUGUUUUGGCUUCACAAUCUUUUCAAAUAUGAUAAAUGUGAGGGCAAAAGCUGCUUCAAGUCCCUCUGAAUGAAGGAAUUCAGAAAUGGCUUAGAGGAGAGACCACAGUGUUGGCAUGGGAUGUGGAGGUGAGCAACUCAGUCUGGGUCUAACAGAGGCUCAUUUCCUCUUGCAUUGUUUUGCCAUUCAAGGUACUGAGUUAUGAUAGAGAAGGGACAGAAAGCAUAUGAGUGCUGGCAGUGAACAUCAGAGCAUCUUUGUAAUGAUAUUAAUGAGCUUUGAAAGCCUACAGUUGUCCUUAUUGGAAGAGAAAACAAUAUGGUGAGGUCAUGCUAUGGAUAGCAUUUCACGUAACACACACCUGUGCUCAGCGCAAGGUCAUUUUGUUUGCAGGUACAUCUACUGUAUAUUAAAUGGCCACAUUCUAUCGUGCCGUGAUUUCUGAUCAAUGACUAAUAAACAAAUGCUGCAUUUCUAAAUAAAAAAAAAUGCUGCAUUUCUGACUGCCAUAUGGGGGAAUGAACAGCCUUGGUGGAGUACUACGCUUUUCUUCUUCAUAUUGUCACAUUAACAUCCACAUGUACUUAAUACUUGAGGUUUUUAUUUGUACAUUUAUUUUAUUCAUUUAUUGAAUUGCGUAUGUAUUGAUUUGUUUAUCUAUUUCUCCUGAUGGCAGGUUUGGUCCUCCAUAGAAACGAUCUAACACAGUACAGGCACUUUAAAUGAGAGAGAAAGCAGUCACCUGACGAACAGGUGCGUCAGGUAGACCUUUGAACCAGGAAGGAAAAAAACUAAAAGCAGCAGCUCUGUAAACAGAAUGAAUGAUGGAUCAGUUCGACGAUGUGCUCUCCAGACUGCAGGCAAAGCUGGAGUUCGAAUCUGAGUGGGACGUUGUUUAUUUGGCAGUCUUCUUCAUCUUCAUUGGUAUGCUUCUUCUGCUGUUCAUCCUGGUCCUCAUCCGCUGCUGUUGCUGCUUCUGCUGUGAGGAUGACAAGCCUCGGAAACGGAGGUUUGGCAUAGACAACAUGGCUCUGGAGCCCUGACAGCUGAUGCACUGAUGAAGCUGGAAGCAGGAUGUAGACUCGUGUUGCAGUCUAAACCCUGUAACAAAACAGAGGCUUUCAUUCUACUCACCAAUCUAUAUUCAAAAUGUUUGCACUUUACCACCCAGCUAAAAAAAUUGAACAGAUGUGAUCUUUCUGACUGCUCUCUCUGCUGUAUUGGGUUUAUUGUUCAACUACCACAGAGCAGAUGGAAACUCUCAGCAGUCUAUUUUUUGGUUUGUUAUGUUUUGUUUUCAGUGUCUCUUUAGGUUAGAAAUCAAUUUCAUUUUGUCUGCUGAAAUAAACUCAGGGAGAAAUGUG
Amphiprion ocellaris (clown anemonefish) is the source of this 2243-nucleotide messenger RNA. RefSeq names its product small integral membrane protein 22 (gene smim22). The transcript has 4 exons. The record is from RefSeq and is a predicted model, not a curated record. Lineage: Eukaryota; Metazoa; Chordata; Actinopteri; Pomacentridae. Gene Ontology annotation, biological process: regulation of cell population proliferation. Bases 1701 to 1922 code for a protein of 73 amino acids.